CUUGCUGAUAAACAUUUAAUAAUUACUCUCCAUGCGGAGGAAAAUUCUUGUUUUAGAUGAUGACUUCAGCUGUAUCAUAUUUUACAGUUAUGCACGCUAUGCAUGUAUGAAUAUGAAAUAGUAAUGUAGGAAUCAAUUUAUUAAUUGUUUAUAGAAAGCAGCGUCGCUAGUGUCACCGCGGCGCUAGUAGCGUUACUUCUAGUUUAGCGGGACGAACGCGGGGCGCCGUGCGAUUAUAAUUUAAGAAAGAGAGUCCUGUGCACGUUGUAAAAGAAACGAGUUCCAAUAAAUAUAUUCGAUUAGUAAUCUGUUAUCUCGACCUGGUUGAUUUUAAAUCCUACAGGAACAAAGUAGCGAAAAAGAUGUUAUUCACAGCUAAGCAACGCUUAUGUGCGUAAAAAUAAUUGUCCUUACAAAGAUAAGUGAUGAAAGCUUUUAAAGAAAGAAACUGUCUAACUUAUAUGUACGUCAGAUGUAUGUCAGAAAUUGGCUCAUAUCCUCUAUUUUGGGCAUCACAUUUUUUAGUAGUAUAGAUUUUUAUAUUAUUUUAUGUUUCUGUUGUCUUUUAGAGAAUAUUAGUUGCUAACGUAAUAUGUGUCAUACUUUAUAAAAUAGUCAUUACUAAUAUGAUGUAAUUCUAUAUUGUAAAUAUUUAUGAUGUGCGAGAAAGUAUUAAUAUACUGUUUGAUUGUUGUGCUUAAUAUAACAAUCUUAACUAUAUAAUUGUAUAUACGAUACGCUCAAGAGACACGCUAGCGUCUCGCGCCAAGUUUACGCGUGAAGUGACGCUCGAGCGACGAGAUUGCUCCGUGCACGAUUCUAUAUUAUUAUUAUUAUAUAUAUGAUCCGUACAAAACAUGCCUUUUCUUUUUGAAAAGAUACAAGAAAGACGCCAAGUACACGCACUACUUGGUUUCAUGGAAAAAGUAUCAUAUCGUACCACCAACAGGACUGAUAUCAAGUCAUCGUUAGAUUCUUACAUUAUUUCUAUCGUAGUUUUGGAAAAAAAACUUUUAAAUGGAAAAACAACUUGGGACUGCUGAGUAAACGGUUUAUUGAACACCAGCUUUUCCUUCGACGUCUCAAUGUAAUCUGAUCUGUUCGCCGAAGGCGAUAGUCAACUGCGCUUGCGCUUCCAUAAAUUUAAAUAUGAAUGAUGUCUAUGUAUUUUUCUUACAUUCUUCUAUUAUACAAGUCACUUAUUUCGCGAUAAGGGUUUAAUAUAACGUAUAACAAUACUCCUAUAUUUCAUGUAUCUAUAGUCUCAUCAAUUUUUCAUCGCGUAAUAAGAGAAAAGUGUUAAAUGAUGAAAAUUAUUAAAUUACGUUCAUACUUUAUUCAUCCAUAUUAUCUUAACAGCGUAUAGAUAUAGAACAAUUUUAUAAAACUGAAGACAUUCAGUGCACUUGUCGAAAGAUCAGUCGUUUCAUUACCACAGCUGCUCCAUUCGCGGCGCGACAUGGUAUUUGUAGGCAAACGCUGUGUAAAGCUCCAUCGAACUAUGCUUAUGAUUGUGGGAUUAUGGCCGUAUCAGAAACCAGUCAUCUGGCGAUUACAAUCAGUUUUCUUCUUGAGCAUAUACUGUUGCGAUUUACUUUUUCAGUUUGCGUCGUUCUUAACGACUACUUGUAACAUGGAUUGUAUCCUAAAGAGAUUUUCUUAUCUUUGUAUUACUUUUGUUUUUAUUACGAAUUACUACUCAUUCUACUUUAAUUCUGAAGCUGUAAAGCAAAUAUUUGAACAUAUGCAGCUCGACUGGAAAAUGUUUGAAAAUAGUGACGCAAUGAAAAUAUUUGAAGAAUAUCUCUUUGAAUCUUAUAUUUUCACAUUAUUUACGUGUAUUCUUCUUUUAAUAGCUGCAUCUUUUACUACGACUAUUGAAUGUAGAUCUAUCAUUCUUGAUAUUAUUAUACCGAUGAAUGAAUCGCGACAACGUAAAAUUGAAGUGGAUUUUGAACUUUUUGUGAAUGAAGAACAAUAUUUUUUUUGGUAUUUAGUGCAGGAGGUUGUAGGAGUGGGAAUCGGAUUUUGGUCGGUGCUUACGACUGGAACGUUACUAACUACAGUAACGAAACACUCAUGUGCCACAUAUAAAAUUUUAUUUAAUCCAAAAUACAGUAACUAUCCAUACGCUACAACUUCCUGUUGUUCAAAGAAUACAAUACAUGCGUCGGAAUAUCUGUCUUUCAGUUUACAUUCAUAGAAGAACAUUGGAGUUAGUUUCGAAAUAUUUUAAUAUGUUUUCUAUUGAUUAUAUUAAUCGUUAAUAUCCACCUUGGCGUGAAUAAGUACAUCCAAAUAUUUAUAGUAAUGUAUUUGAGAGGAAUUAACAUUACUAAUUAGAAAUUUUUUGACAUUGAAGGUUCUGCAAAAGCUUGUUACUUUCGUUUGAUAUGUGGUAUUUCCCAUUACUUUUAGUUGGCGUCUGGUCUUUAAGUUGCAUUCUAUUUCGCGUUAGUACUACUUAUAUUAUUCAUAUAAUAUAUUUCACCACUUAUUUCAUGUUUGUAUUAACUUGCUUCGGAAUAGAAUUACGCACAAUCUUCAAAAUGGUUAUAGAAUAAGAACAUCAUUUGCAGAAGAUUACUUUUAUUAAACAUACUUAAUGUAAGCAAGCUCAAACACAAAAAAUUCCGUGUUAUACUGUUAAUUCUUCUAAAUCGUGUCAAUUAGUGUUACUGAUAUUCACUUGUUCAUUUUGCUUAAAUACUACCUAAUGGAUAAAGUAAUCAUUUCUGAAAAGUAAAAAUCCUCAUUGGUCGGCGGCACUGGCACUGUAUUUUUUAUUUCUUAAGGCUUUUGUAUGUAUACGUGACGUUUCUGAUAUUAUAUAUCAGUAGUUACCAGUAGUUAACAAAUAAUAUGUGUUUAUGUAAUAUUUAAUUACAUUCACUAUACCUUUUUU
This is a messenger RNA of Ooceraea biroi (clonal raider ant), 2905 nucleotides long. RefSeq lists its product as uncharacterized. NCBI's taxonomy places the organism in Eukaryota, Metazoa, Arthropoda, Insecta, Hymenoptera, Formicidae. The record is from RefSeq and is a predicted model, not a curated record.